GAUAAUUACAGCUCCAGACUUUUCAUCCAAAAUUUACCCGUCCAAAUUCCCGAUAUACACAAAACAUUUAGCGUUAUCUCUCUCUUCUCUUAUUUCUCUUUCUCCCUCUCUACUGGUUUUCCUUCUUCAGCCAGAGCUUGGAACCAGACCAACACAAAAUCCAGAAAAAGAGAGAAGAGAAGAAUUUAGUUAUGGAUUCACUGAUUGUUUCAGACGCUCUUGUUUUCGCGCGGGCUCCUUCUGCUUCAGUCAUCACUUCUACUUCGACAAUUCGUUAUCAUCUUCCUUGUUUUCUCUCUCCUCCCAUUAGAGGACCUCCUUGUUGGUCCUCUUCUUCCUUACUUAAGAAUUCUUCUUCACUCAAUCGCAAGAUCUCUGUUGUUAAUGGGACUGGUGGUGCUGUAAUGGCAAAUUCUAUUCCGCCAAAGAAUGGGGUAUAUACCGUUGGUGAUUUCAUGACCAAAAAGGAGGAACUACAUGUAGUAAAGCCCACAACUACUGUUAAUGAAGCACUUGAGUCCCUUGUGGACAACAGAAUUACUGGUUUUCCUGUAAUUGACGAUGAUUGGAAGUUGGUUGGUCUUGUUUCUGAUUACGACUUGUUAGCGCUAGAUUCAAUCUCAGGUGGUGGUGUAGCUGAGACGAGCAUGUUUCCUGAAGCCGACAGUUCUUGGAAAACAUUCAAUGAGAUACAAAAAUUACUCAGUAAGACUAAUGGACAAGUCAUUGCUGAUGUGAUGACGACUGCUCCGCUUGUUGUCCGUGAAACUACCAACCUUGAAGAUGCUGCAAGAUUAUUGCUUGAAACAAAAUAUCGACGACUUCCAGUGGUGGACAGUAAGGGGACUCUGGUUGGAAUUAUAACAAGGGGAAACGUAGUUAGAGCUGCUCUGUAUGUAAAACGUGAACUUGAGAAGAGGGGAUAGAUCCAAGACCACCUGUCAUUCAAGUCUGAAAACAAAGGUACUCUGCGAUAAUCUGUACUCUUGGUCAUACUGGUGCAAUGGUUGAUGACGCUUUCAGAUCUCGACCUUAUGUGAUAUCGUCGUCAUGUUUGCUUUCCCACUUAUUGCAUAAAUUUAGUUGGAGUUUAAUUAGCAGAAUACUAAUAGCAUAAGCGUUGUUCUGAUUUAUGUUAAUCAUAGAAUUGUCGUACUUAGCCUCCGAAAAGCGUAGAAGUGUGUAAUGUAACCAAAACCAUUUUGUUAAACAUGUGUAUAUGUCUAUGUAUUUGUACCUUCUAUCGGGAUAUAUAUAUAUAUAUAUAUAUAUAUGAAGAGAGUUUCUAACGCAA
This is a messenger RNA of Papaver somniferum (opium poppy), 1294 nucleotides long. Its product is annotated as CBS domain-containing protein CBSX1, chloroplastic-like. The transcript is spliced from 8 exons. Bases 192 to 926 code for a protein of 244 amino acids. Lineage: Eukaryota; Viridiplantae; Streptophyta; Magnoliopsida; Ranunculales; Papaveraceae. The record is from RefSeq and is a predicted model, not a curated record.